Messenger RNA from Carcharodon carcharias (great white shark), 5815 nucleotides. It is a transcript of the gene gdf5, whose product is annotated as growth differentiation factor 5. NCBI's taxonomy places the organism in Eukaryota, Metazoa, Chordata, Chondrichthyes, Lamniformes, Lamnidae. Gene Ontology annotation, cellular component: extracellular region. Gene Ontology annotation, molecular function: cytokine activity; growth factor activity. Gene Ontology annotation, biological process: BMP signaling pathway; SMAD protein signal transduction. Bases 215 to 1570 code for a protein of 451 amino acids. The transcript has 2 exons. The record is from RefSeq and is a predicted model, not a curated record.
CUUUCUCCCUUCCCUCCCUUCUGUCUCUCUUUUCUGGUUUAUUUGACUGGUCGAACGAGUCCGGGAUUAAUCUGCAAUCAGCCGAGUCCACUAUGGGACAGAUUCCUAAAGUGCGGAGAAAAGUCUCGGAGAAACUGGUCUGGAAGUUUCGGGAGUCGGUGCCUUCUCAGCUUGGUGUCAGUCUGGAAGAAUUCGCCCCCAGCCAGCUGCGAGCAUGGAACCGCUGAGAAACCUCACCCUCUUCAUCUGCUAUCUGGGCUGCCUCUGGUACCUGCCCCGCUCCGACUCGGCCGCUGUGCUCGCCCGCCCCGGCAAAGCGGAGGCCGGUCUCCGCCAGCGGCCGCUCGGGACCGGGGCCGGGGCCGGGGCCGGCAAGCGGCAGCCCCCCGGAGCUGGGAGAUGGGGUCCCGGGGCCGGGGGAGGCGGGACGGCGGGCGUGAGAUCAGGAAGCUCCGGGCUCAGGAGAGGGAACCGGAGGACGGGGGAGGGGACGCUCAGGACCGAGAAGGGCAAGGCCGAGGGAGGAGCGGCCAGCGCUCUGCGGAGGGCGAAGAAAACUGGGAACCCCCAGGUGACCCCUCACGAUUACAUGCUGUUCCUGUACAAGACCCUGUCAGUGGCAGAGCGGAGAGGCUCCAACAGCAGUCUGCAGCAAGGGGCGGCAAACACCAUCACCAGCUUCGUGGAUAGGGGAGAAGAUGAUCAUCACACUUAUGUGAGGAAACAGAAGUAUAUUUUCAACAUCAGUGCUAUGGAGAAGGAAGGGUUAUUAGGAGCAGAGCUGCGGAUCCUGCGGGCACAGCCCAUAGACCUGAGGAGGGCACGAGUUCCGGGAAGCAUGUACAAUCUCAGAAUAUCCAAGUGCCCCACAGAUAAACAGAAACCAAUCAUACUCGACUCUCGCUCUGUUGACAUUUUGGAUGCGCCCAAAUGGGAAGUCUUCAACAUUUGGAAGCUCUUCAAAAUGUCCAGAAAGGAGCAGCAGUUGACUCAGCUUUGCUUGGAACUGGAGGCCUCGGACAGAGGAAGGACAGUGGAUUUAAGAAGCUUGGGUUUUAGUAGAGCAGGUCGCCAAAACAAAGAGAAAGCUCUUCUGCUGGUGUCUGGUAGGACCAAAAAACGGGACCUGUUCUUCAAUGAAGUCAAAGCCAGAUCUGGACAGGAUGAUAAGACUGUUUAUGAAUUCCUGUUCAAUCAGAGGAGGAAGAGAAGAGCCCCUCACUCAUCCCGCCAGGCAAAAGGCAAGAAGGCCAAGCCAAGGUGCACUAGAAGACCUCUCCAUGUGAACUUUAAGGAGAUGGGCUGGGAUGACUGGAUCAUUGCUCCAUUGGACUAUGAAGCUUAUCACUGUGAGGGGGUUUGUGACUUUCCCCUUCGGUCUCACUUAGAACCCACAAACCAUGCCAUUAUCCAGACAUUGAUGAAUUCCAUGGACCCAGAAUCGACUCCACCUAGUUGCUGUGUACCCACAAAACUAAGCCCCAUUAGUAUUUUGUACAUAGACUCUGCUAAUAAUGUGGUCUACAAACAGUAUGAGGAUAUGGUAGUGGAGUCCUGUGGGUGCAGGUAGCAUUGGACUGAAUUAUUGGGCAAUCAGUAAUAGGUACAAAUAUGGGACUUGUGCCAUAUUGAGUAUUGAAGGUACAGUUGGUUUUCUGGUGGUGCCAAUUGCUGUCAAGACACCACAGAACUUUGAUAAUAACUAAACAUGAAUAUUCAAUGGUGCAGAAACUAAAUUGUUGCUGAAGCCAAGCAAGCAUCAGCAUUGGCUCCAAAUUAACUCAAGCAACCAAAUUGGUUCCAAAGCGUUUUCCUCUGGAUGACAUGUCCUUUCACUGCAGUGAUUUGGUGCCAAGAAUCCAACUGAUGAUGUAAACAGUCCAUGCUACUGGUAGUUCACACGACCACCACAAUCCGCUCACCCAUCACUGCCCGCUUAACUGAGACAGAGAUGGUGCUGGGGGACGAGUAAUCCUAGGAGGAAGGGCGUGGGUUGGUGGGGGAGGGGAUUUAAGGGAGGGAGAUUAAACUGAGGCUUGGCUCCAGAAAGAUUCUCUUUACUAACUUGGGGCAAACUGUAAUCCUUGUUCUACACUCAGCGGCUGAUGUUGCAGCUGCUGGUUCGUUAAUUUCAGAGCAAUCCCAUUAAAUAUCAUCCCCUGAUCAAGGCGAACAGGCAUUAUCCAGAAUGUUAUCACGGUGUCCUCUGUACCACUGAACAAAUACUUAGAGAAAAAUUGAGACCAUCUUCUGUUAUGUUGAUGGCCAACCUGAUGGCACCAUUCUCUCUUGACCCAUCAGGGGGUGAGAGGGCAUGUGAUGUUGCAGAGAAUCUUCUGCAGGUUAUCAGGGCAAUCAGCAGUAACCCUAAGGGGUCAGUUCCACAAAUCCAUGCUGUGAAUGGGUGCAAGGCUUGAUGCGAGCAGCGAUAUGUUUGGAAAAAUUAACCCCUAAACCAUUCACAUACUACUUGCACUCUCCAAUCUGUGAUCACAAUGGGUUGUUGCCUGAUAUUCUAACCUUCUGUUUUGUGAGGGAGCAAGCUGAGCAGGUAGCAGUCGAGCCCUGCUCAAUAGCUGGUUCUAUCAGAACUGCCGCCAACUCCUUGUCAAUAGCAAUGCAUUAAACAGCUGCUCCCCUGUUAAAGUGAAAUUAUAAAUCACACAGCUUUCAAACCUGGAAACAAGCAGUCUUAUUUAAACCAGCAUGGUCCAGAGGUUUGAACUCCAAAUAAAUGGAUUUCUAAUCUUAGUCCUGUUAGAAGCAAAAAAAAAAUGUUCUCCUAUGAUUAAAAAUGGGGAGGGGUAAACACUCAGAGGCAGAGGCAGGCAGACCACACAUCCACCUCUCCAACCCUGCAGAAUGCUAUAUCGUUUAACUCACUCAAAAACCAUUCAUUAACUAUCAGAGCCCAUAAGUGACAACACCAGAGGCCUGAUAAUAGGCCAGCUCUGGGUUCGGCAAAGCUGUGUGCACAUUGUGAUUCAAAAAAAUAAACAGGGAGAAAAUCUAUAAUGGCCAGGAUUUUAUGGCCCCUCCCACCCGCUGGGAUAUUACAGUCCUGCUGAGCUGAAUGGAGAUUUAAAUGGCUCGCUGCAUCCACUGGGGUGGGGAGACACGCCACUGUGGGGCCAUAAAAUCAUGGCUAAUGUCUCUUAAAAGCUGAAAAAAACUUUAAAAUUUUAGGGAUGGGGAGAUGAGGAGCACUGGGAAAUACCACUCAGUGGGAUGUGUCCACACCUUGGCCAACAGAAUCGCAGCAGUGCCCUCGCACAUCUUAUUGCUAUUUCAAUUGCUCGCUUUGCCACUCAUAACGGGCUCCUGGUAUCUAAUGGGUUCAAAUCACACUUGUCAGUCGUUGGUUAACCAACUAGACACUGGCCUCCAUGGAGGCAAACUAACAGUCUGCUUGUAUAGAGUUGGAGGUUCCUAAGCCUUGGCCCUGCCCACCUGUGCCUAAACUCCCCACUCAAAACAAAUAGAAAUACAUCCCAGUACAUUUCCUGUUGGAGACAGCUUUGCCCUUGGUUAUAGCUAUGUAUCUGUCCCUUUCAAUUUCAGAGCCAUGUCUCACAUUGUAAUCCUGCACCUAUUGACAUCAUCAAGUAGGCAAUCCAAAAGGGGGUGUUACAGCCUUAAUAAGAAAGAUUUGGUUUGGCUCAACUACUUUGGAAAUUUCCACUACACUCGCUGUCAUGGUGAUUAAUGCAAUUAUCCAAUCAAUUCUCUGCUUCAAGCCCUCCUCAAACAUUUUACAAUAAUGCUGUCCCUUUAACUGGGAACAGAUUAGCUGCACAAACUGGACUCUAAAAUUGAACUCUCUCCCUUCUAGUAAUUGUAAAUUUGCAAACCUUAAUCACUCCUUUUAUGAGGGUAAGGGUUAAAUCUCAGUAAUGAAAGACUUCAUUGGCUUUUAAAACCAAUAUUUCUUCAUAAAACAUCUGCAAAAUGACUUUCCUGGACGUCAAUAAUGAAGAACUAUGUAAAGCUAGAGGACUGUACAAAGGUACACACUAAUGUAUGGCGAUAAUAUUCUGGGUAACAAGAGAUAAUGCUUUAAUUUGCUUCUAUUUUUGCAUUUGUUGUUAAGAUGUUCCUAGUUCUCACAGGGUUAAGGAAGGUGUUUAGAAAUUUUAAACAUUAGCAAUGAGUCAGCUGUCAGAAUGUGAAGUAUAUCCCUCUUUUCCCCUUCCCCAGUGUUAUAAUUAGGCUCAAUCCAAGCACUGAUUAGUGUGAGACGCAUGAGGCAGAACAGUGAGGAUCUGAGGAACACUUCCUUAAUGGUGAGAAACUAGGAACUGUGGGUGAGCAAAGGGGUUUGGGCAUCAGUGUGCACCACUCACUAUAAGCUAGCACAGAAGUACAAAAAUAAUUUAACAACUCUGAUGGAAUGUUGACUUUUUCCCAAGGGGAUUAGAAUAGAAAAGUGAGAAAGUGAUACUUCAGUUGUACAGAGACUUGGUCAGACCCCAGUUGGAGUACUGUGUUCAGUUUUGUACACCUCAGCCUUGGAAGGGGUGCAGUAGAGAUUCACCAGAGUGAUACCGGGGCUUAAGGGGUCAAAUUAAGAGGGCGCGUAUCAUCUUUGUUGAUAUGCUGUGGUAUUUAGAAGGCUGAUGGAUGAUCCAAUUGAGCUACUUAAAAUGGUUAAGGGAUUUGAUAGGGCAGAUACAAAGAAUUUAUUUCUUAUGGUGGGAGAGUCCAGAACAGGAGAGCAGAAUGUUGACUUUAGUGCUACGCUAGGAGUAAGAUCAGGGAGCACCUUCACACAGAAAUCUUAAACUCUCUCCCUCAAAAAGCUGUAGAUACCGGGGCUGAAUUAAGAAUUUCACAACCGUUAUCAGUAGAUUUUUGUUAGGGUAGAGAACCAAAAGGGAUACGGAAUAAAGAUACGGUAAAUGGAAUUGAGAUAAGGAUCAGCAAUUGAAUGAUGAAACAGGCUUGAAAAGCUGAAUAUGUUUUCCCAUUCCUUCAUUUCCAUAUUCCACUCCUACUGUCAUGUUGGGCAUCAGCAUCUGUGACGCGACAUUGGUAACUGAUGCUGACGUGCAGCAAGAUCCCACUUGUGAUAAAUUUGAUCCCAAACCUUCAGCCCCUUCUCCAGAUGUUUCAGUCUGCCGAAAGGUCAGGAAGGCUGAAGCAGACUAAAGAAAUGCAGAGAUAACAAAGGAAAACCUUGGUGACUCCCAACCCAGUAGGUUGAUUGGAAAUCGUUUGGUUGUCCCAUCUUGAAGGGUUCGGCCAUCAUUUCCUUUCCUAUGCCAGCCAAAAGAACACAAAAUUGUUCCCAUUAUCUGUUGCUACAGCCUUGGUACUCUUCCAACUCUCUGCUGGUGCCAAGGUAUCAGCAUGGGGAGGGAGGGUGAGGGUGGGGGCAGGCCAGGGGAAGGCAUCACUACUCAACCCUGUGUCAUACGUGUGCACAAUGGUACACUUUACACUUAGUAGUGGCAUUCAUCACAUUGACAUCAAUGGAUAUGAACCUAUCAGAAGGCUCAAUAUGCCAGUCUGCCCUGUAAGGAUGAACCUAAUACUGUACAGAAUUUUCUAGGGGAGGGAGGGGAAAUUCACUAUAACUUUCAGCAACAGCCGUGGAUAUAAUCACUGCAUGUUGGAAUGAAAUCAGAUAUGUGAACUCUUUAACGUGUAUGAAGAGGAACUUGCUAUCAGUUUAUAAAUGUUACUGUAAAUUAGCCAUUGUUGCAAUUUUUCCGAACGCAUGUAACAUAGAAGAAUAUGAACAAAUGAGAUGUGCUUGAGGUAAAAAGAACCUUGAAUGCUGAAAUUCUGAAAUAAAAACAGAAAAUAUUGGAAA